Molecule: messenger RNA, 366 nt
Organism: Sphaeroforma arctica JP610
Lineage: Eukaryota; Ichthyosporea; Ichthyophonida
Exons: 1
Coding region: 1-366 (121 amino acids)
Source: RefSeq, a predicted model, not a curated record
AUGCGCUCAGUAUGCCUGUGGUACAUAUUCCAACCCACUCACCAGCACGCGAUUACAUAUGCCCUCAAUCCAUUCCUCAUCCAACCAUCUAUCUAUCUACCCCCAACCACCUUACCACCUUCCACCCCCACUGGUAGAGAAGUGAAGGCCCUAUCAACACUUCUGGAUGCGCUUAGUAUACCUAUAGUCCUGGCACAGGCGUAUGGCAUGAUCGGGUACUUGCGGCUGGUGGCUCCGUGUCAUCCGGUAGUAGAGUCGCACGUGGAGAAUUCGUUUGAUGACUUGCGGCUUGACUGUCCGUUCCCAGAGUUAAGCGGUACGUUGGGGAUGCGCGUAACCGUUCGGUUGUUCUCGAGUUUAAGGUAG